AUGGCAGAAGAAAUUGUCAGAGACGAAACUGCCUCAGAUUCGACAAACAUAAGAUUUAGUGUGCCAACCGAUGGUGUGCGUGACUCUAUAGCCACUUCGGGAAUACGCGAUUCAUAUCUAAGUUACUCAACUGGUGUACCAGAAAGCGUCGCGACAGACGAUGACCCCACCAGGCCUUUGGAAGGAAACGAAAAAGAUGCCAAAAAAAGAAAUCCCGCAAAAUGGUAUAAACGAAAGAGUUUCUGGACAUUUUGCGGAAUCACCACCAUCAUUCUCACAAUCAUUUUAGUCCCGGUUAUUAUAUUUGGCGUCUUCCCUAAAGUAGCACAAAGCUCAAUUAACAAAUCCCAGAUUACGUACAGCCGAAUAAUCAUCUCUGACCCAAUCACCGACAGUAGUUUCAAAAUAUCGAUCCAAGGUUCAUUAAGCGGCGGUGGCAGUUUCGAUGCUGAUGCUAGUUUUAUUGAUCCCGUACAAGUUUAUUGGGAUGAUACCUUGUUGGGCGAACUUCCAUUAGAACCGCUCAAACUCAGGGAUGGACAAGCGAAUGUUACUGUAGACGAUACAUUCACGAUCAAAGAUGCAGCAAAAUUUGCAGAAUUUACAACGUAUCAAUUGACCGCCGAGACCUUUACUUGGAAUAUACAAGGAAAAGUUAAAAUCAAGGCAUUGGGCAUUACAAAAAGUGGGCUGACUUUAAACAAAAAUGUCGUUAUUCAAGGCGGCAAUGGCUUUACGAACACGAGAAUUACGAACAUAAGCCUACCGGAUAAUUUCAACGGCGCAAAUUUUUCAUUGAAAUAUUCCGGAACUCUAUACAAUCCGUCACCCAUUGGCAUCCAUAUAGGUCACACCGUCUUUAACAUCUUCUUUGGAGGUUCCUUUAUAGGACCUGCUGAAGUUGCAGAUCUAGUUAUGGUGCCAGGAAACAAUUCUCUCGAAAUGACAGGUUUUGUAAACCCGAGCUCAUCCCCGACCAGCUUUGCUGGAUUGGCACUGUUCAUUGCCAAAGUCGCCCAAGGCCAGGAAUUAAAAGUCUUGGCCCAAGGUGUCUCUGCAGAUACGGCAGGAAAGACCGUUUCGUGGGUAAACAAUGCAGUCCGCUCAAUGUCACUGACUCCAACUGUCAGCACGGCUCCAUUUCCAUUACCGCCAAUUUUAAAAAGUAAUAUGAAUCUCCUUUCUGAAUCGACUACAGCACUCCACACUGAUGACUCAGUUUCUGACUAUCAACUCCCUUUUACAGCGAGAAAACGUUCCCUGGCUCAGCGUGAUCUAUCAUUUACUGAUGUUCUUGCAGUAAUAGAAAAAAAUCUUCCUCCCUUAAACCCUACUGUUGCGGAUGUUAUCGAUGCCCUACAAAAAGCUGAUAUUUUCAAGAACGGCGGAUCAAUUCUAGAUGUUCUUGUUUCCCUGGCAAACCCCCUCGUUCAAGCGCUUAUCGACGGUAGUAAACUCAGUGUAAAAUCCUCGGAUAUCGCAAACAUUACAGCAGAUUCGUUUACGGCUCAUCUUGUCGGCUCAAUUACUGGUACUGGACCACUUCCUGCAACAAUCUCUUUUCCAUCCGGAGUCACGGUCAAAUUCCAAAACGCAACACUCGGUCAACUACUUCUUCCACCGGUUAGCACUCAGCCCGACGUGGGUGCCACGAUCGAUCAAGACGCACAAUUCAAAAUUACUGAUGUCGAAGCAUUCACACAAUUUUCUGGAUUCAUGUUGAAAAGCGAGCAAUUCACUUGGGAUUUGUCUGCUGAUGACGUUGUCGUUGAGGCUUUCAUAUUCAAAUUCACCCCUCUUAAGAUAAAUAAGAGCAUUACUCUCAGAGGUUUCGACGGUCUCAAAAAUGUCAAGAUCAAGAAAUUUGCCGUGUUGGGUCCAGCAAAGAGUGGCAAACCAGGAGUAGAAGUCGCACUUGUGAACGCAAUCCCAGACGUUGCCGAUAUUGGUAUCAAAAUGGGCGCUGCUACCUUCGAUAUAUUAUCUUCGGGCGUGCCCAUUGGAACGGCGUCUGCAUCAGAUCUCUCACUUGCCGCACAAUCGGUAGCCACCGUGUCAAUGUCUGGCGAAAUUCUGGGAACGGACGAGGACAAAGCAUUGAUCGGACCAAUGUUCAGCCUUUUCCUCGCAGGAAAGCCUAUUCCAAUGGUUGUCAAAGGAAACACAGUUAGCCCACCUGGUUCUAGUGGACCUGUGCCGUGGUUGGAAAUUCCCUUCAAACAACUUGCGCUGGAUCUAGUAUUACAAGUCCCGCCGUCCAAGCUAAUCGACCAAGUUGAAGUAGUGCUUUCGGCUGCUACCUUGCUUACUGGAAAGGCAGAAGCGAAAUUUACCAUGACCAAUCCUGUCGGUGCCGACUUUACUAUCCAGACUCUUGAUUCCGAAGCCUUUUUCCUUGGCCAAAAAAUUGGAGUAGUACACCAGGAUUUCAGUAAAACGCCUAUUGUUGUUCCUGGUGGUGAAACCGCUACAUCUCCAGAGGUCGAAAUCACUAUCAUAUUUCCUACCGAUUUAAAUGUAUUACUUAAAAUGCUCUCGUCUGGCGGAAAUUUGAAAACUGAUGUCACACUCCAAACAGGCGCGCUUGUUGCUACACUCCCAGCUACCAUCACUUACCAACAAAAAGACGUUCCCACCAAGCUGACGGUUGAUCUAGAUUUCUUGAAAUCUAUAAAAAUCAAGGCAGUCACUCCCGACCAAAUUGACACUAUUGACAAUAUAAUCUCCGAGUUCGAUUCUACAAAACGCAGCUUAGCUAAGCGUGCUCUGACAGAACAGGAAAUUGUUUCGAUACUACAAAAGCCAGACAUUGCCAAAGAUCUUGCCUCCAUCAAUGAAGCCAUAUCAUCACUACAAAGUCUUAAUUUAUCACCGGAUGAGAUUAACACUUCCGGCGCUGGUGACUUAUUAAAGAAGUUAGUUCAGCUGUUUAUUAACAACAGUACGCUUAGUGUGUCUAGCUCAGCCAUCUCAAACAUUAAAGCACAGUCAUUCGUCGCACAUCUUAAUGGUGCAAUUAACGGUGCCGGACCAAUUCCCGCUGACAUAAGUUUUCCAUCCGGAGUCCAAGUAUCGUUUGGAGAUAACAAGCUUGGGAAUCUGCUUCUUCCAAAAAUUAGUGUUUCUAAUGGUGGGGCCAAAAUUGACGGAGACGUAGAUUUCAAGAUUACCGACAUCGAGCAAUUCACGAAAUUUUCUGGAGCCAUGUUGGCAAAUAAGGCCUUCACAUGGGGUUUACUUGCCAAGGAUGUUGUCGUCAGUAUCCCGCUAAUCGAUAUUACGGGACUUACACUAAACAAAAACAUCACCCUUAAAGGUUUCAAUGGUCUUAAAGAUAUCAAGCCCAAAGGCUUUAAAGUGACGGGUCCAUCCAAGCAAGGAGUAGGCGUAGCAUUAGAGAUCGUAAACACGAUCAACAAUCCUGCCGACAUCGGUAUCGAUCUUGGGAGUGUUACUUUCGAAGUGGUAUCCAACAAAAUUGUUUUUGGGGAUGCAAGUUCAUCAGGUGUCAAAUUUAGCCCACAAAAGCCUGUCGACGUAAAACUUGCCGCCGAAAUUCUACAAACUACAGAAAACGCGAAAUUUAUCGGACUACUGUUCUCGGCCUUUGUUGCUGGAAAGCCCAUUCCAAUAACUGCUGUAGGAAAGUCGGUCAGCCCACCUGGCGCUGGUGGACCCGUGCCGUGGCUGGAAGUACCGUUCAAACAGCUUGCAUUGAAUGAAACCUUACAAGCACCAGCCGCCAAUCUAGUUCAACAUAUUGACAUAACAAUGACUAGUUUGACAAGCGGGAAUGUGACAUUUACUGUAUUUAACAAUAUUGAUACAGAGAUUAGUAUGCUUGGUUUCGGCUCCACGUCGUUUUACAAAGGGAAAAAACUUGCAACCCUGAGCCAUAAUUUUACCACGCCUGUUGUUUUAGCGGCCCAGCAGAAUACUACCUUCCCUCCGAUUACCUUUACGCCUGAGGCUGGCGGCGAGAUACCACCAAUAGGCCAGGAAUUCCUAACUGAUGUUCAAAGUCUAAACGCAAUAGCUGUUGGUAAGCUUAUAACCGAAGUUGGUUAUGAACAGAAAAAUGUUCCAACACUCAUCACGACCCCAAAAUGA
This is a messenger RNA of Paraglomus brasilianum, 4110 nucleotides long. NCBI's taxonomy places the organism in Eukaryota, Fungi, Glomeromycota, Glomeromycetes, Paraglomerales, Paraglomeraceae. The record is from the annotation of a GenBank genome assembly.